Molecule: messenger RNA, 300 nt
Organism: Sphaeroforma arctica JP610
Lineage: Eukaryota; Ichthyosporea; Ichthyophonida
Exons: 1
Source: RefSeq, a predicted model, not a curated record
AUGCCUGAUGCUUCUUAUCGACAACUGAGUACGGCGUACCAAAGAAAAGCAUCUAACUUGAAUAGCAAUCUCGAUGAAUCUCAAAGUUAUGCUGAUGGUUUGAAGCGAGACGAUCCAAGUCGUAAUCCAGCGUUAUCUGUUGAGAAACCGGAGAAUGCCGGCCCCGCGCCGGCCAAACCAAUACAGAUUAGUACGGAUGCUGAUAGCAUAGAAAAAAAGAAUUUGCAGAAGAAUCUGCCAGCACCGCCCCUCGCACCUAUGAAUAUCGAUAUCAAUGCGGAGGAUUUUCCAGCGACAAAG